Messenger RNA from Magallana angulata, 3988 nucleotides. RefSeq lists its product as uncharacterized. The record is from RefSeq and is a predicted model, not a curated record. Lineage: Eukaryota; Metazoa; Mollusca; Bivalvia; Ostreida; Ostreidae. The coding region runs from base 582 to 2342 and encodes 586 amino acids. The transcript is spliced from 8 exons. Gene Ontology annotation, cellular component: chromatin; nucleoplasm. Gene Ontology annotation, biological process: positive regulation of DNA-templated transcription. Gene Ontology annotation, molecular function: zinc ion binding; ubiquitin-protein transferase activity.
UUUACCAUCUUCCACAUACAAACUACACAGUGUAUCCAUGACAAAAUCAAAAUAACCUAUUGCACGAAUUAACAAACAAAAAACAACAUAAAUUCGAUUGAUUAACGUCGUCCUUUUGUAUAAAUUUGGAUUAUCGGAAUUUUUUUUUAGAUGAAACAGACAUUCAUAUAUCCACGUAUUAAUCCUUAACAGAAUCACACGAUCCUCUUCCAAUGUUUGUACACACAUGACCAAUGGGCGGGAUCGAACUAUGCUUACCACUGAGCAGUAAGUAAAUAAAUAUUGUACAACCCGGGGCCCAUCAGCCUAACCCUAACCUUGACCCUGAUAGUUCAAUGGACAGUUCGCAAUUGCAGUGAAGUUUCAGAGAGCAGUGAUACGGAAUCGGAAAACCACAGUGUGGUGAUCCGGAAACUCAGAUCAAACUGUGAAAUUGACAGUAUCAAGGAAGAAAAACUGAUGGGUUCCCAGGUUGUGUCUAACUGUGCUGUUGACUGAGAGGUCAAAGAGAAUAUAUGUGGUUCCCAGGCUGUAUUUGACUGCGUGUUGACUGAAAGAUCAAAGAGAGAAUAUAUGUGGUUAUGACCCAGACCGCCCACAUCAUGGACACAGCAAGCUCCCAAUACACCACAGCAAGCUCCCUGUACAAAGUACAUCAAUGUUCUAAGUGUCCGGGGGACACAGCGUACCAUUGUGUAUCGUGUCCAUGUGAUCUGUGUCCCCAGUGUAAAGAGAACCAUGUAAAAGAUCUCCAAACAAUAGACCAUGAUGUUGUGUCACACCGUGAUAAAAUCAACUACAUCCCAACACAAGAGAUCUGUGUGAGACAUCCUAGCCAUGUUUAUACAAAGUACUGUGAACCUUGUCAAGUUCCUGCCUGUAAUAAUUGCCAAACACAUAGAAAACACAAGAAGAUAAAUGUUAAAACAGCCUAUAAAACAAAGCGACAACAACACAGAGGAACCAUUCACACCAUCAGAAGUGAGGCUCUCUUUUACAGACCUGUUCUCCUGACAGGAAUCAAAGCUGAUGUCAAAACCUGUCACACAGAAUUCUCCCCCCUUCAAUCAGAGAUGUUAACAAAGGCCCAGAGACUGAAGGAACUCAUUAACUAUGUGGUAUAUGAUCUAUUGAACAAUGUGUUAUGUUACUUUGAUUUCAAACACAGAUGUAAAAAACAGAAGAUAGAAAUGAUCAGACAUAUUGUCAGACUAAGGAGAUAUGAACACAGAUAUGUACAGCCAGCAUUCACAUUCAGUGCGCUACAAUUCCUCUCCUUCACAAAGACAGCCCUCCCCCAGAUACAUCUUACACUCCACACCAGCCAGCUCUCCAUGACUGAGUCACUCAACAAGGAGGAUGUGAUGGAGUCACUGAGUGCAAUCCAAAUCACAGAGAGAGGAAACCGACGCGUAGGAAACCAGUGUCUGCUGAAACUGACGUCUGGUGCUGAGCUCCAUCAAUCUCUCACACUGACAGGUGUUGAUCGUUGUUUACACAUUUCCUGUGUGACAUCAGACCGGGUCUGGGUCAGUGGUAUAAACAAUCUCAUGUUGACAGACACAACAGGUGUCCCUCUACAUCGUGUGGAGGAUUCAUGUAGUUAUAUACAUGGAUUACACACAGUGAACAGUGAGAGUGAACUGAUUUAUAUAGAUAGGAGACAUAACAUCAACAAACUGUCAAAGGAUAUGAAAACAACCACCACAUUUAUAGAGACAACAGACUUUACAUGGAGACCACAGUGUGUGUACUGGUCCCCGUCCACUGGGGAUCUACUGGUCGCGAUGUGUGACUAUGAUACAAAGACAGGCAAGGUAACAGGCAAGGUAACCCGGUACAACCAGAGUGGACAACUCACACAAACCAUACAGAACGACAACACAGGACGGCGACUGUAUAGUAUACCUAGCUAUAUAACAGAGAACAACAAUGGGGAUGUCGUGGUGUCUGAUGAUGAGUCUUAUGCUGUAGUGGUGACAGAGCGUGGAGGAAGACAUCGUUUCUCCUACACAGGACCUCCAUCAGGAUCACGACUAUAUUCUAUAGGAAUCUGUACUGACGCGCUGUCACACAUCCUGGUGUGUGAUGGUAGAACCAACACAGUACAGAUGAUAAAUAAGGACGGUCGGUUCCUGUCACAUCUACUGACAGAAUCACAAGAGAUGCGUUUACCAUUGAGCCUGAGUUAUGAUGUCAACACUCACCGUCUCUGGGUCGGAUCAUUGUACAACGACAAGGUGUAUGUCUACAGGUAUAUCACCAGACAGGACGCUCUGACAGAUGAACACAGACCCCGUCCUGAUGAGGACGCCAUGUCCAGCUCAACACCAGCCGUAUAAUGGAGAUAGCUGGGAUAUUGACAGACAAGCUGCUUUUUAAACGCCUUCAGGGGGAGACAGUAGAAAACCUUCCCGGAUUAUCCAUAAUUCCAAUGGAGUUACAGAAGCCAAAUAAUUACCGGUCAUCAACAGACUUUGUGUUCUGUGCGUGAACUCUACAUAAACAACGUUUCAUGAAUGGACUCUGUAUCUGUGUAGGUGAACAAAAAUAACGCGUCAUCAAUGGACACUGUUGCUGUGUGUGUGAACUCUGCACAAAACUAACGCGUCAUCAAUGGUCUCUGCGUUCUGUGUACAUGAAAUCUGCACAAAAAUAAUGUAUCUGUGUGCGUGAACUCUACAUAUAUAACGCGCCAUCGAUGGACUCUGUAUCCGUGUGCGUGAACUCUACAUAUAUAACGCGUCAUCGAUGGACUCUGUAUCCGUGUGCGUGAACUCUACAUAUAUAACGCGUCAUCGAUGGACUCUGUUUCUGUAUAGGUGAGCUCUGUGUGACUGUGUACCUAAACUCUUUAUGACUAAGGCAUCAUCAAUGGACUCUGUCUUUUGUGUACGUGAACUCUACUGUAAUUUGUUAUCAUACGUUUUUUGUCAAUUUUAUCUAAGUGUAAAUUUUGUCAGUAUAUAUUAAUAUGUUUUACAUAUCUAAGCUCCUGAAAUUUCUGGUAUCAUUCGGUGCUAGGACGGAGAUGUCCAUUACAAUUGUAGCCAAUGUGUCACAUAUUGUUUUUUUUGUAAUUUUGAUUUUUACACAAGAAAUCUUGUAUGUUUUAAUAAACAUUAUAUUCAAAGGGGAAUAACUCAAAAUGUGUAUUUUUCAGUCAGGAUGAAAAAACAGUUAUUCCCCUUAGAUAAUUUUCAUAAGAUGAAAUUUUACUUAAAAAUGAGAAAUGAAUUUGAUGGUGUUUAUCCGUGACAGUUUUAUUGGCAGGAUUGAUCAUUUGGAAAGAAGUGAUCUGAUAAGCUUUUGAUAAGAAUUUGAUAAGUUUUCGAUGGGUUUUUUUAUACAAUGUUAUGUAGUUUUAAUUUAAAUAUAUUAAUAGUUGAUGUUAGUUUUUAAUUCAUUAAGUUUGAGCUGUGCCUGUGUAACAAUUGGUGCAUCAUAUAUUGCUUGUUAUGCUCAGAAGGUAGGUCACAAUGACCCAAUUAGAAUCAUGGUAGUUUAUGGUGAAACUAUUUUAGAACAUAUCUAUUUAUUUGAAAAAAUAAACUAACUUGUGUUUUAGAAAUGAUGUACCAUUAAUUAUACCAGAAGUCAUAUACUCAUGUAUAUAUCAAUUUGAAAGUAGGUCAUGAUGACCUCAAUUUGUAUUUAGCAUGUUGUUAAUCCUAUGUGUUUGUUAAUGGUGUUUAAGCACAUUUCUCACACUCUGUAUCUCUGUUGACCAGAUAGAUCUAUAGGACAACUCAAGUUAAUGUCAUUUAUUUGGAGAAAUAUUGUACGCAAGUUUAAGCGAGAUGAUUUUUUUGGUGUUUACCCACACAAUAAACCUGAUGAAAUACAUUUAUAACGUAUAUAUAUAGUAUUAUGUUUAUUUUUAUUGUGUUUACUCUUACCAUGAAAAACAUAAUACUUGUAUACAAAUGAUGUUUGGGGAAAUGUAGCGAGCUGUAGAUAAAAGUCAAUAAACUUGAAGUAACAUGUC